This is a messenger RNA of Aspergillus costaricaensis CBS 115574, 1140 nucleotides long. Its product is annotated as SDR family NAD(P)-dependent oxidoreductase. Lineage: Eukaryota; Fungi; Ascomycota; Eurotiomycetes; Eurotiales; Aspergillaceae. The record is from RefSeq and is a predicted model, not a curated record. The transcript is spliced from 4 exons. Bases 143 to 1087 code for a protein of 314 amino acids.
UUCCUGUCGGUGUAAAACCAGCCUAAUACAUUUUUCUACCCCAGAUUCCCACCACAGUCCAACUCCAAAAGAAACAAUUCUUUCAAACCGUGAACCUAGUGGACACUUAUAUAUCCCCCGUCCCUUCCAUACUUCACCCAUCAUGUCCUCAGUAGCCAAACGUCGUCUCCAAGCCGUGAGCCAGCAAUUAGUGGAAGGCAUUCCGGACGCAGGCACAUUUGAGGGCAUUCCUCGAAUCCGCCAAGUUGCAGGCGAUUCCGUCGGACCCCGAGUCAAGGACAAAGUCGCAAUUGUAACCGGAGCCAACUCCCCCGCAGGCAUCGGCCGCGCCGCAGCGCACCAAUACGCCCACAACGGCGCCAAAGCCAUCUACAUCUGCGACUACGCAGACAGCCACCUGGCAACACACAAGCGGGAAAUUGAGUCCCUGUAUCCCGGCGUAGACAUCCACAUCCGCCAAUUCGAUGCCGCCGAUGAAGAAGCCGUCAAGGCAGUCGUUCACGACGCAUUAGAGAAGUAUAACCGACUGGAUAUAUUCUUCGCGAAUGCGGGCAUCGUGGGUCAGCCAAAGAUUUUCACUGAGGUUACGGCAGCGCAGUUGAUGAAGACGUUGAAUACGAAUGUGGCUAGUGUCUUCCUAGCAGCCAAGUACGCCUCCGAGGGUAUGAAGCGCACCUCAGAGGCGAAGCCGUACCCCGGGGGCUCUAUUAUCUGCACGGCCUCUGUUGCGGGACUGCGCUCUAAUGCUGGUUCCACGGAUUACUCUGCUUCCAAGGCGGCGGUUGUUUCUGUUGCCCAGACGUGUGCGUACCAGUUGGCUGGGACAGGAAUUCGCGUCAAUGCCAUCUGUCCGGGGUUGAUUGAGACGGGUAUGACUCAGGCGGUGUUUGAUGCUGCACGGGCGCGAGGCACGGAGCGAAAGGUCGGGCAGCUGAACCCUCUGCAGCGGGGAGCGGUUGCGGAUGAGGUGGCUCGCGUGGCGUUGUUCCUGGGGAGUGAUGAGAGUAGCUAUGUCAAUGGACAGGCUUGGGCUGUCUGUGGUGGACUUAGUGCUGGACACCCGUUUGUGCCGGGCAAGUUGGCAUAGUCACUAUGCAUUAUAGUACCAGAUUACUCGAACUACCCUUAUAAUGAACAAAU